CAUUGCUGGAUCUUCACCUGUAAACAUGGCUCAGGUCAACAGCUGCCUCAGUUGCAUCUUCACCAUCUUCAACAUGGUCUUUGCGAUUAUUGGCGGUCUCAUCAUCGUGGUCGCUCUGAUAUUCCAGGUCCUCACGAAUGAUCAUGUAGAACAACAACUGGAGGGUUGGACAUCCGGCUUUCUCGGCCUCUAUGUUGUGGGCGCCAUCACCAUGGUGAUCGCCAUCCUGGGAGCCUACGGGGCCCACAGGGAGAGCAAAGUGUCUCUGAUCAUGGUGAGUUCAAAGACCAGCUGAAACAUAGACUGUCAGAUUUUCUAACAAAGCGUACAGUUCCAUUCGACCUGCAGAAACACCGUCAUGACUCAUUUCCUUCCUUAAAAACUUCUGUGCUGACGGUCUUUUCCUGUUUUUAU
This is a messenger RNA of Epinephelus moara (kelp grouper), 414 nucleotides long. Its product is annotated as tetraspanin-8-like. Lineage: Eukaryota; Metazoa; Chordata; Actinopteri; Perciformes; Serranidae. Gene Ontology annotation, cellular component: membrane. The transcript has 3 exons. The record is from RefSeq and is a predicted model, not a curated record. Bases 26 to 295 code for a protein of 89 amino acids.